ACGCCGGAGCCAGACCCCGGGACCAGAAGAGCGAGGAGCGGCACUAGACAAGAGUAAUUAGUCCUGUAAGAGAAUGAUACAGAACCUGAAGUGAACGACAGAAGGUCGGGUUACGGUGUAUUACUCGACUGCCUACAUCAAGCGUUUACGUUCAUUUUACGCUCAUUAUUUUACUUCACAGGUUUGGGACUGGGAGCGCCGAGAUGUUCAAGCCCCCACCGACACUCAUCGUGCCCUACGGCCUGAGAAGCCUGCUGGCGUCCGUCAGCAGGGCUGUGGUGACGGAGCAGCCGCCGCAGAUACGCAGCUUCAUCGCCUCCUACUGCUCCGAGCUGCUCUCCUUCAGGAACGAAAAUCCUUCCACGGACAUAAAGGACCUCGCAAAGCAAUUUCAAGAACUAAGAGAAGAGGAGGUUCAAGUGGCAGAGGAGAAGAAAACGGCAAAGACACCUUGGAUUGCAGUGGAUGUGUUAGAUGAAGCAUCUCUCCAACCCGAAGCAUCUGAAGACAUUACACACGUUCAUAAUGAACCUUCCUGUGCACGAGACGGUGAUCCUCCGUCUCCCCUUCAUGCGUCCUCGUCAGAAACCAGUCAGCCUGUUCCUGAGACCCCCUUGGUCAGUGGACGAGUGGAGGAGCUUGCAGAUCAGCAGCAACCACUGAUGCGGAGUUCCUCUGCCAUACAGUCUGGUCCAAGUGAUUCUCCUGUUCACGCCAGUCCUGUAAAAGCAGGAGAAAGUGAGAAAGCACUCUGUGGCAAAACGCCUUCGCAGUCUUCACAUGUCACAUGUGAACCCGACUCCCAGAAAGUGCCUUCAAUGCAAGAUGUCACACGAGUGAAGCCAUCACCACCCGGGGAUGAAGACACCCAAGAAAACGAACCUGAAAUAAGUUACAUUGAGGGUAAUGUUCGUGAGAGGCCCAGUGAAGGUGAUGGAGAUUUGAAAGGUGCAGCUCAGCCGUUGUCUGCUGAAGUACAUAUUCAGUCCAUACAUGUAGGCCAUGCAGAGCUUGUUCCUGUGCCCAAAGUUUCUCCUUUAUUUGCAGAAGUGGUUUCUGCAGGUGAUAUUCCGAAUCAAGAGGAAGAUGGCACGGCAUCAGCAGUCGGUGUUGGGCAACCAAUUUCUUAUUUUGCAAAGGAUUCAGCUUCUUGUGAUGCAAAGACACCUCCUAAACAGCCUUCCAAACCCGAAUCUUUGGCGGAUAGCAGCAAUUACAGCUCCAGUACUGUUCAUGCAGUAGAUAGCAAAGAUGUGGCACCUUCUCGAGCAUCUGUUAGCCCUCCAGCUGGUGAAGAAGAGAUACAUAAGCCUGUUGUUGUGAGAUCAGCUGUAUUCCAGAGAGUUCCAUCAGAUAAAUUAGUUAGCACAUUAGACACAGUCUUGAUCACUACAGCUUCUGUUCCCUCUGAGAAUAUAAUCAUUAUUCAUGCUGAAAAUCUCCCUGAAACAAUAGUAUUCCAAAGUGAGGCUCAGGCAUCAAAGGACAGUUUAAAACAUUCCAGCUCAGUCAGUAUUCCUGCUGCCCUCCAUCUGGACCAAGAGGGACAAUCAGCGACUAUAGAAACCAUCGCUGAAGCAGUUGUAUACCACAAAGUUCCUUCUGUUCAUGAACUGCCUCUGCCAUCAUUGAUCGUGGAUAAAAUUCAAUCAGCUCCGCUAGAAGAGUCACCUGAUCAGAAAGCAAGCACCGCAGACCACGUUCCCAAAGAGCUUGCUUCUCAAGAUAACUUGGGCAGUGAGCAGGGCAGUCUGACUCUCGGGUCUUCUGAAGGACCCGUCCCUUCUGUACUUGAAGAAGUGCCAACCACUGAACCAAAAACAGAGACGCCCACUGAACCAGGACAUGAAUGCUUAAGAGCUGACAAUGAAACACCUGCACUGUCUUCGUCCUUAAGUUCAGAAACGACACCACCCAGCACCCAAGAGGCUGUAGAGAUUUCCUUAGCCGAAAGGUUUAGGCUGCCUUCUAUCCAGUUAGCAGUUGCUGAAACAAAGGCCUUGAUAAGAUUGCUGGUAGCUCCAUUGCAACUGAAAAAGAAGCCUGUCUCUCCCGCAGAGAGUCCUUCACAAGAAGAAGAAGAUGAGAGUAUAACAGUUUCAGAUACAUUGCUAUCAGACACUGCCACCACAGUCGAUGCUGAGGAAAAAUGUCUUGGAGAUUCAUUGCACACGUCUCCCACAUCAGUGGGAGGUGUGAAAGAGGACCACCCAGUUUCUGAACUAGGGCAGGUUUUGCCCUCUCCUGAAGAGGGCGAUCGAGCUCAAGAAGCCCCUGAGGCUAGUGGCUCUGAGGGUGAAGGCUGGGUAGCUGCACCUGCUCUUCUCCAGGUGUCUCAAGAAGGGCCAACUCUGGAGAGGGGGUUCGGUGAAGGAGCUCAGCUGACAGAGGACUCUGAUGCACUAGUGCUGGCAAGGCCAGAAGACCCUGUUCUUCUCCGGGGUGAGGACUCCCCAGCAGAAGACCCCAGAGUAGCUGACAGAAGGGAGCCCUCUCACAGUCUGCUGGAAUGUGUUGUUCAGGCCCCCGAUACUCUACAGACCUCUGCAAUCCCCAGUGAAGAAACACAAAUUGAGAGCUAUACGGAGAGCAGCAGACCUGAAGAUGUCUGUGAAAUACAGUGUCAAGCCAUCCUAGAAGACACUGAAAAUACUUCAGCCCAGGGGAUAUCUGUACCUGAAGUCCCUUCAGCCCUGGAACUCAGUGAAGAGGAGGCACCAGGAAUAUUGCUGGAACUACUAGAAACCUCCUCUGAUCUGCAGAUUAUAGAAAAGGACUCUGGUUUUCCAGUAGAGGAUGCGCUGGACAGUGAGCUAGCAGAACAGGACACAGGGAUGUGCUCGUUCCCAGUGCCUCUGCAGGCUGAAGAGCCCUCCACCAGGACCUCUGCUCCUGAGGGAUGGGUGGGAACAGGACUGGAGACAUCGCAGGGCUCCACACACAAGCAGCGUGAAGAGCAUAAACCUGUAGAAAGCCCAGAGGACAGUCCCAGCCCUGAGGGGGUCUCCGAGCCGCUUCCCCCCACUAGCCCUGCCGACACAGUUCCUUUCCAGCCUGGAGGAGCCCCAGCCCACGACAGCUCUGCUGAUGAAAAAUUUCAAACCGUGGAAAAGAAACCUGGUGUGCCGGUAGAAAGUGAGGAAGACUCUGUUGUUCCGCAGGACGAAGAGCCCUCCAUCAGGACGUCUAGUCGGGAAGCCCGGGUGGGAACGGGACCAGAGACACACGAGCAGGCAGAGAGGCCGGUGGAAACAGCGUCUGACCACCCCGAAGUUACCUCAGCCCCGGAGGCUCCUGAAGAGGACAGAAUAGGAACUGCCCCCGAAAAAUCAGAAACCUCAGAUGAGCCGCAGGCUGUGGAGAAGGAGCCUACAAAUGUGGAUAUGCUGGACAAUCUGUUUUUGCCAGUGGCUCAUUUGGACACGGAGCACGAAGAUGUGGAAGCGAUGCUACCCCGUAGCCCCAACAUGACUGUCCUGGCUGUGCAGCCUGCCCACCCUCCUGUGGGACCCCCCGAACCCCAGCAGGUGUCCACACCAGUGGGCGAAACAGAGUGUGCAGGAAGUGGCCGAGUCACACCACCGGCGUCUCAAGAGCCGAGAACUCCGACACAGCCCGCCCAUGACCGCCAGGCCCCAGCUGUCUCUGAUGCUGAACAUGUUGCUGGUUCACCAGACACCAGUGAAAAAUCAGCUGAGAUCAAGCGUGUGGAUCGGGAGGCUGAUGAAGAGCUUCUGCAGCCUGAAAGUGCAUCUUCUCACAUCCCUGCCAGGACAGAACCUGCUCCUUCAGUGUGUCCAGCAGAAACCCCAGAGGAUUCACUAAGUGAACCUGGAAGACAAGCUGGAGAAAUGGAAACAGCUGGGUACGUGGCCGAAGAGGAACAUCCAGCUGUUGUCGAACCUUCCCCGGACACAAAAAUAGCCAAAAUGCCCCCAGACAGCGUUGCUGCAGAAGAUAUUUCAAAACCGAAAUUUCCUUUCUUCCUAUCAGCAGUGGAGGGAGCAAAAGCCUUUGUGAAGUCAAUUAAAAUUCCUCUUGCGUCCCUUAAUUUCACCACAGAGCCUAGUGAGGGAGCUGCUGAAGAAAAAACUGAACAGAUUUCCGAAACGGCAUUGACAGCCAUCCCAGAACAAAGUGCUCCUUCCCAGCCAGAUGCUCCUUCAGCAGUCCCCUCUGCCCAGGAAGAGAAGGAACCUGCAUCAGAGCAACAGCAGGAAGCUGAGGAAGGCCCGGCAGCAGCCGGUGGCGUUACUGCAGAUGAGCACGUAGGUCCUGGUCUUGACAGUUCAGUGCAUCAAGUCUGGACAUUAUAUCACCUAGCACAUCAUGCUGAGGAAGGAACUCUCUCCACAACAGUGUUAUCCCAGCCUCCUUUCAACGGGAGCGCCGCCAUCAGGAGUUUUGGGGCUGGACACGUCCUACUGACACAGCAGCUUCUUCAGAGCACACGCGCAGAGCAGCCCGCGAGCGUGCAGCAAUUGGAGCCACUCCGACCCACAUCCCAGGGAAGCUACCUGAGCCACAGGAGUGGGAAUCUCCACCCAGCACGCGCUCCUCUUUCUGGGCCACCCUGCCACACUCUUGGGCCAGAUCACUUGAUCAUCCAGCCUGCUUCCUCCUCCAGUACACCUUCCCAGCAAAUAACAGUCCCCAAUUACUUUCUGGUAGUGUCCAACAAUGGAGAAGACCAGAGAAAAAGAAAGAUUACCUCAUCAGCAAACAUGGGCUCCAGGGAUGUUAAAGCACACUUGCUUACGGACGGAGGGAUCUCACCGUUACCUGUUGGCAGUGUGAGAUCUCCAGCUGCGGUGAAGCGGGACUCUUCUAGGUACCUGUCCCUUUCAAUUCCACUCGAUGAUCUUCAUCUUCCAGGCAGCAGGAGGCAAAGUCAGCUCUUGAACGUCACUAGUGAUGAGGGCAACCUGAUUUAUUCACCUGUGCACAUCCAUGUGGUGAACCUGGUGCAGCCCGUUGGCACAGAGGGAGCCUUCGGUGCACAAGCACAGAGGCGGCCGUGCAGUGCUCCAGUCAAGCUGAGUUUAUCCAAGGCGCCCCCCUGCCAGCAAACGGAUUCAGUGAAUAUCAGGAAUGGUGAUAAACAAGGAACAGCCAAGACUCAAUGGGCCCACCAGCAAAGAUAAUGUCACAACAUGCUGGACAACAGGAAGGAUUUCUCAGCAUUGGCAGGUUUUGGCCUUUACAGAUAGAAGCCUUACUUUGAGUGACCUCUUUUCCUGCGUCUUAACUGUGUGUGCUUUCAAUAAACUUCAACUGCAAAGUUA
This is a messenger RNA of Lepisosteus oculatus (spotted gar), 5285 nucleotides long. Its product is annotated as microtubule-associated protein futsch-like. The record is from RefSeq and is a predicted model, not a curated record. Gene Ontology annotation, molecular function: calcium ion binding. Gene Ontology annotation, cellular component: cytoplasm; sperm fibrous sheath. NCBI's taxonomy places the organism in Eukaryota, Metazoa, Chordata, Actinopteri, Semionotiformes, Lepisosteidae. Gene Ontology annotation, biological process: sperm capacitation.